This is a messenger RNA of Telopea speciosissima, 906 nucleotides long. Its product is annotated as TIR-only protein-like. NCBI's taxonomy places the organism in Eukaryota, Viridiplantae, Streptophyta, Magnoliopsida, Proteales, Proteaceae. The transcript is spliced from 3 exons. The coding region runs from base 1 to 906 and encodes 301 amino acids. Gene Ontology annotation, biological process: signal transduction. The record is from RefSeq and is a predicted model, not a curated record.
AUGGCAUGCACGCAGGUACCUGUUGAGGUUGCUAGGGCUAUAGGUGAGAGCAUGAGGGGAAGGAAGAGGACGAAAGCAGAAAAGGACAAGCAAAAGGCAGCAUUUGAGGAGGCAGUUUGUGCGACCCGCCCAGGUGGUAUACAGGGGAUUAUGAUAGUGAUUAUGACAGUAAUGACCCAGCAUAUGUGCCUGAUGAUGUGGAAACAGAGGCGAAGGCUAGAGAUUUUAGGCGGGGACAGGCGAGGAGUAUGGCCAGCUUACGUGAUAAGCAAGAGAGACACAGAGGAGGAGCUGGUCCGUCUACGGAAGUUCCAAAAGGUCAUGCAGCGUUCACUAGCCAAGCAGUUGGUGAGCCGAAUCCAACCUGUGGUUCGUCGUCCCUGUGACGUCUUCAUUAACCACAGAAGCAUCGACACCAAACGUACAGUCGCCGGUUUGCUCUACGAUCAUUUCAUACGUCUUAACCUCCACCCCUUCUUGGACAGCAAGAAUAUGAAACCAGGCGACAAGCUCUUCCAGCACAUCGAUUCCUCCAUUAGGGAUUGCAAGAUUGGAGUGGCCGUCUUCUCCCCUACGUAUUGCCGUUCUUACUUCUGCCUUCAUGAACUGGCUCUCCUAAUGGAGUGCAAGAAGAAGGUCAUUCCCAUCUUCUGUGAUGUCAAACCUUCAGAGCUUCUAGGCCUCGACGAUGGAAUUUGUCAGGCCAAGGACUUGAAUAGAUUUAAAUGGGCGAUCGAGGAAGCCAAGUACACCGUGGGUCUAACAUUCGACUCCAGUAACGGGAACUGGUCGGAUUUCUUAAGAAGCGCUUCAGACAUUGUGGUCAAGAGCUUGAUCGAGUUGGAGGCAGAAGGAUGCAACCGGCACUACCCACUCCCAACGUCUACCACCACUUACCUCUUCUAA